UAUUCCAUCUCGUGUGUGUGCGACGGUUUUCUCUAUCAGCCAUUUCGGCAUCUUGACGGCGUGUGGCAUUAGCAACCCGUGAUCGCCCUCGGCACCGCGAUUCGAGAUGGCUCGGACACAGACGGCAACUCUCCCAAUCAUCCCACUCCCGCGAGACAGCGUGCUUCUGCCGGGCGUUGUCCAGCGCAUACCGGUUUCGUCGACUCGCCCGGACAUCGCUUCACUGCUUGCGGCUGUCUACACCCGCGCUGCCUCCAAGACACCCAACGGGCGCAUCGACACCGUUCCUAUCGCCUGCGUCCCGCUCGCCUCCCCAUUCCUGGGCCCCAACGGCCAGCUCCUGAUCCAAGAUGGCGAGAAAGCGGUGAGCCCGGACCGCGGGGAUGUCGAUCCGGCCAAGGCAUCCAAGGCCGACCUCUUCGUGUGGGGUGUCGCUGCAAAGAUCACGGGCGUGGAGGGGCGCGGCACGGGAGAGUUUACAUUACUCGUCGAGGGUGUCAUGCGCGUCCAGCUAGAAAAGGUGUACCGUGAAAAGCCGUACCUAGAGGGCAAAGUGGUCUAUUAUCAGGAGGAGGACGGCCGCACGGACUCGGAACUAGAGGAGCUCUUUCAGCAUCUGAAGCUUCUCUCCAGGGAGCUUGUUGCGAUACUCAGGCUGUCGUCCAUCCUCCCUCGCCCUAAUGGGGCUCCGGCACUGUCGCCCUUGCUGGCCCGCCGCCUCGACCUCUUCAUCACGAAACAGAAGCAACCCGGCGCGCUCGCCGACUUUAUGGCCAACAUCGUGGACAGCUCGUACGAGGAGAAGCUCCAGGUGCUGGCGCUAGUGGACGUCAAGGAGAGAGUCAAGAAAGUCAUUGAGCUGCUCGACCGCCAAGUCGGCUCCAUCAAGAACAACAUCAAGAUCACGGCCGUCACCACAACAACAUUGCCGUUCAUCGACCCCGAUGCAGCAAAGAGCGAGAUCGAUAGGAUACGUAGAUCCAACCGAGCAGGGACACCCGUCAAGGUCGGCACGCCGGGAGCGGGCAUGCCGUUUCCCGCGCCGCCCGGAUUUACCGGCCGGCGCGGUGCAAGCCCGGAGGAGGACGACCAGGAACCCAACGAGCUUGACGAGCUGCAAAAGAAGCUCGACGCUGCAGGGCUGUCCCCGGAGGCUGCCAAGGUUGCCGACAGGGAGAUCAAGCGGCUGAGAAAGAUCCAUCCCGCUCAAGCUGAGUAUGCCGUCACGCGGACAUACCUCGAGACGCUAGCGGAGAUCCCUUGGACGACAACCACAGACGACCGGCUGGGCCCGCAGACGCUCACCAGAGCGCGCAGGCAGCUGGACGACGACCACUACGGCCUCGAGAAGGUCAAGAAACGGCUUCUGGAAUAUCUCGCCGUCCUCAGGCUGAAGCAGUCCAUCAACGACGACGUCGAUGCCCAGAUCAAGAAGGUCGAGGAGGAGCUUGGUGCGGUGGAGGCAGCGCACAAAGAACAAAAGGAACACAAGGACGGCAAUGCCGAUGCUUCCUUGUCCGAUCCCAGCUUGGAGGAGAAGAUCAAAGCCAGCACCGCAAAGCUAGAGGUCCUGAGGAGUAAGCGUAUGGUGGACAAGUCGCCAAUCCUGCUACUCGUCGGGCCACCCGGGGUCGGCAAGACCAGUCUGGCACGAUCCGUCGCCAUUGCGCUGGGAAGGAAGUUCCACCGCAUUUCCCUGGGCGGCGUCAGGGAUGAGGCCGAGAUCCGCGGGCACCGGCGCACCUACGUCGCCGCCAUGCCCGGCCUCAUCGUCCAAGGGCUGAAGAAAGUGGGCGUUGCGAACCCGGUGUUUCUGCUGGACGAGAUCGACAAAGUGGGCGGCUCCAGCGCGCACGGCGACCCAUCCGCCGCGAUGCUGGAGGUGCUAGACCCGGAGCAGAACCACACCUUCACCGACCACUACGUCAACAUCCCCAUCGACCUCAGCAAGGUCUUGUUCAUUGCUACGGCCAACACUCUCGACACGAUCCCGCCGCCGCUCCUCGACCGUAUGGAGACCAUCUACAUCCCCGGCUACACCACCCUGGAGAAGCGGCACAUCGCCAUGCAACACCUGGUGCCGAAGCAGAUCCGCGUGAACGGACUCAGCGAGGACCAAGUAGUCUUCACCGAGGAGGUCGUGUCCAAAAUCAUCGAGUCGUACACCCGGGAAGCGGGUGUGCGCAAUCUCGAACGCGAGAUUUCCUCUGUCUUGCGUGGCAAGGCAGUCGAGUAUGCCGACGCCAAGGACGCAGGCCACCCAGAGAAAUACAACCCGCGCCUCGGCGUCGACGACCUGGAGCGAUUCCUGGGCAUAGAGAAGUUUGAGGAGGAGAUCGCCGAAAAGACGAGUCGGCCGGGCAUCGUGACGGGCCUGGUCGCCUACAGCUCGGGUGGCAACGGCAGCAUUCUCUUCAUCGAGGUGGCCGACAUGCCGGGCCCCGGCACGGUGCAGCUGACGGGCAAGCUGGGAGAUGUCCUGAAGGAGAGCGUCGAGGUGGCACUGAGCUGGGUGAAGGCGCAUGCCUACGAGCUCGGCCUGGCGCGGAGCCCGACUGAGAAUAUCAUGAAGGACCGGAGCAUCCACGUGCAUUGCCCGUCCGGGUCGAUACCCAAGGACGGGCCCAGCAGCGGCAUUGCCCAGGCCAUCGCACUCAUCUCCCUGUUCUCUGGCAAGGCGGUGCCGCCUACCAUGGCGAUGACUGGCGAAAUCUCCCUUCGCGGACGCAUCACGGCCGUCGGAGGAAUCAAGGAGAAGCUGAUCGGAGCCCUCCGGGCGGGUGUCAAGACGGUGCUACUUCCGGCGCAGAACCGCAAGGAUGUCAAGGACCUGCCCCAGGAGGUAAAGGACGGGAUAGAGAUUGUCCACGUCAGGUAUGUCUCGACCCAAUUAAGAAAAUCUGUUCCGGGAGGGGUGAAGAGCCCGAAACGGGGAAGAAAAACGAGAGCCAUUGUCUUGCUAACUCCUCGUCCACAGCCACAUCUGGGAAGCCAUCCGUCAUGUGUGGCCUGACGGCCAGUGGCCCGGCGAGCGGGAAACCCGCACCGUUCAGAGCCGGCUCUGAAUGAAUGAAAAUACAAGCGAGGACAAAUCCGCCUUCUUUCCCCCUUUUCUUCGGUGGGGUGAUGGGGAGACGCAAAGACUUGUUGUGUUGCCGUGGCAAGCGAA
Molecule: messenger RNA, 3169 nt
Organism: Chaetomium strumarium
Lineage: Eukaryota; Fungi; Ascomycota; Sordariomycetes; Sordariales; Chaetomiaceae
Product: Lon protease C-terminal proteolytic domain-containing protein
Exons: 2
Coding region: 107-3013 (968 amino acids)
Biological process (GO): protein quality control for misfolded or incompletely synthesized proteins; protein targeting to peroxisome; protein processing
Cellular component (GO): peroxisomal matrix
Molecular function (GO): ATP-dependent peptidase activity; serine-type endopeptidase activity; ATP binding
Source: RefSeq, a predicted model, not a curated record